ACAGAAGCACCUGUGCUGAGUGAGGUCCUCCCCGUCUCGUCCUCCUCCUGCAGAUGGAUUCAGCAGCGUCCCCCGGCCUCUCUCUGGUCUCGUUCUUGUCUCUGUUAGCAUGUAGCAUCCAGGUGUUAGCUGCAGCCCUGCUAACACAAAGGUAUGGUGGGCGUAGCUCAGUGAAGGACAGGUGGAUCCUGCUGUGGCUCUUCUAUGAUGUCAUUGUCCACCUGACUCUGGAGGGUCCGUUUGUUUACAUGUCUAUGGCUGGGACGGUGCAGACGUCUGAAAGUCCACUGGCUGAGCUCUGGAGGGAGUAUGGUAAAGCCGACAGCCGUUGGCUGGUUUCUGAUCCAACGAUCAUCUCUGUAGAAAUUCUGACUGUGGUCCUCGACUCUCUGCUCGCAGUCCUGCUCAUACACGCUGUACUGAAGGACAAGUACUACAGACACUUUCUGCAGAUCGCUCUGAGCGUGUGCGAGCUGUACGGCGGCUGGAUGACCUUCUGUCCUGACUGGCUGAUUGGCAGUCCUAACCUGAACACAUCCAGCUGGCUCCACCUGUGGGUCUACCUGGUCUUCUUUAACGGCGUGUGGGUCCUGGUCCCGGGCCUGCUGCUAGUCCAUUCCUGGUUCUGUCUGAGGAGUCUGCACGCUGUCAGAACGGACAAGGACAUAAACAACAGAAAGAAGAACAAGUAGAGACAGCGUUUGUCUUUUGCCUCGUGAAGCCUGGUGGACUGACAGGUUCCUCACUGACAGAACAGGUGGACAGGUGUGACUGCGUCAGGAUUCAGAUCUGUAUCAAUAAAAGUGACUGAA
Toxotes jaculatrix (banded archerfish) is the source of this 812-nucleotide messenger RNA. It is a transcript of the gene ebpl, whose product is annotated as EBP like. Gene Ontology annotation, molecular function: cholestenol delta-isomerase activity. The record is from RefSeq and is a predicted model, not a curated record. Gene Ontology annotation, cellular component: membrane; endoplasmic reticulum. NCBI's taxonomy places the organism in Eukaryota, Metazoa, Chordata, Actinopteri, Toxotidae. Gene Ontology annotation, biological process: sterol metabolic process. The coding region runs from base 54 to 692 and encodes 212 amino acids. The transcript is spliced from 4 exons.